AGUCGGAGAUCAGUCUACAAAAGCUCGCAGACGAGCGAAGUCGCGUUGCUCGCUACGUGUGCGAUAUGAGAGUUCAGUUUCAACCUGAUCAAUUGUUGUUAAAGUAAAACGGCGUGCUACGAGUGGCUGAUACCAGUUUUCGGAUUAAUUUGCAUAUAAAGCAUGUGUUUGACCACUUCGAUCGGCGAUAAAACAGAAUCGUACUACUAAAACAAACAGCCGAAUAUGGGUGCGUUCGCUAGUUUCGGUGGAAAACUGGAAAACCGCCUGCAGUGGGACAGUGACUUAAAACCGCUCCAGCCUAAAUCUCACUCAAGUUCGGUGUACAAAAACUUAUGCCUGGUGAGUGCCAUUUUCGCGUUCAGUGUCGGUCUGACGAUAGGAAUCCUCAUUCCGCUAGUGUACCUCAGGGCACCAGAUAUUAAAAACCAGACCAAACCGAGCGUUAUCACCCCGCUGAUCGCCAACUCAGCUGCUAUAAGGACGAUCUUUCUGAACAACAGCUACGGCUACAAGAACGAGUCCAAGUUUCCCACCGUGUCUUUCGUGGAAAACUUCUCCGGAGGGGAGAAGACCGACGAGACGCACAUCGAGGACGGGAUCUACUGGGGCAAGGACGUCGAGGCGGCCCUUCCCGAAGGCUACAAGGAUAAAAACCACAACGUCUGGGGAGACUACGUCAAGAAGGCCGUGGGAAUCAAAAUGGAGAGCGGUUGCGGCAGGAUGCAGAACCGCCUGGUGACGUUCCAGGACGGUUUGAAGGGGUGCGUUAGGUACCGGCAGAACACCGAUCAGAUCCAGGGCGAGCUCUUCAGCUUCUACUUGGCGAAGAUCCUGAGGUUGCCUAACUUGGCACCCAGCGCCGUCGGCAUAGUGGACCUGAAACAACCCCUGUGGCAGAACUUACGCAACGAAAUCGCGUCAGCACAGUGGAACUCCAACAGGCCCAUAGUUUUAACCCAGUUCAUCUCGAAUUUGAACUCGGCCAACAUCCCAGAGGUGUUCAAGCCGAUCGAGAGGCAUCUGAACAAGUACGACGUGCUGAACAUGACCAAAAGCGAGCUCGUGGACGAGGAGAAUUUGAUAAGGAAGCUGGUCGAGCUGGCCCAGUGGUCCGAUUUGAUCAUAUUCGAUUAUCUUACGGCGAACUUGGACAGAAUCGUGAACAAUUUGUACAAUUAUCAAUGGAAUGCGAAUAUCAUGGAUGCGCCUGCGCACAAUCUGGCGAAGAAGACGGACAGUGAGUUAUUGGUUUUCCUCGAUAACGAAUCCGGCCUCCUGCAUGGGUACAGGCUGUUGAAGAAGUACGAGAUCUACCACUCGAUCCUGCUGGAGAAUCUGUGCAUCUUCAGGAGACAGACGGCCGACAGGAUCAGGAAGUUGAAGCAGAAGGGGAACAUCGGGCAGUUGUUGCGCGAGAUGUUCGAAAGACAAAACAGUGAAAGCGUCAAAGAUAUUCUGCCGACGAUUCCGGACAAGAGUGUUAAGAUUUUAAACGAAAGAAUAGACAAGGUUUACAAUCAAAUAUCGAAAUGUGAGUCUGUUUUUUCUAAUACCUAGUUAGGAGAAGAGUUGUAGGGAUUUUGAAAUUCGAAUGGGGACUAUCGAAAGAAAAAGCAUGCACCUACUAACAUAUGCUUUUUCAUUCGAUACUGCACCUAGUUUUUAGGUAAUUUAUUUAUUUAUUAUACUCACGCAGCCGCCAUAUGCCAUAAUAAAUUUAUUUAUGUCGCCAUCGAAUGGUGAAAUUUUUUGAGAAAGUCACUUAAUGGCUUAAAUUGAGAGAAUUUUUUUAUUAUUAGAAAAAUGUGAUAUGAAGC
Molecule: messenger RNA, 1820 nt
Organism: Leptinotarsa decemlineata (Colorado potato beetle)
Lineage: Eukaryota; Metazoa; Arthropoda; Insecta; Coleoptera; Chrysomelidae
Gene: fj
Product: four-jointed box kinase
Biological process (GO): cell-cell signaling
Source: RefSeq, a predicted model, not a curated record